This is a messenger RNA of Bacillus rossius redtenbacheri, 3436 nucleotides long. Its product is annotated as inter-alpha-trypsin inhibitor heavy chain H4-like. Bases 17 to 2587 code for a protein of 856 amino acids. Lineage: Eukaryota; Metazoa; Arthropoda; Insecta; Phasmatodea; Bacillidae. The transcript is spliced from 15 exons. The record is from RefSeq and is a predicted model, not a curated record.
CGACCUGAGCACUUGCAUGAUGAGCUCUGCUGUGCUUCUGGCGGCGCUGUGCUGGGCGCUGGGCGCCGCGACGCCCCAGGGAUCGCCGGCGUCGCUGCUGCUGCGGCGCCUGGAGACGCCGGGCGACCAAGAGGCCACCCCCACCACCACGCAGGCGACUCCCAAGCUGCCCAGGCCCGAGCUGUACAGCCUGCACGUGGUGUCGCACGUGACCUACAGGUUCGCCACCACAGUCAUCUCGAGCAGGGUCGCCAACCCCGCCAACGCAUCCCAGGAGGUGUUCUUCUCCGUGGUGCUGCCCGAGACGGCCUUCAUCUCCGGCUUCCUCAUGGAGGUGGACGGCAAGCAGUACGAUGCCUACGUCAAGGAGAAGGCCGAGGCGAGGCGCGACUACGACCAGGCGCUGGUCACCGGCCAGGCGGCCGCGCACGUAGCUCUCAGCGCUCGGGACUCGAACCGGUUCACGGUGUCGGUGAACGUGGAGCCGCAGUCCAAGGUGACCUUCAACCUGACCUACGAGGAGCUGCUGACGAGGCGGCUGGGCACCUACAACCACGUCAUCAACCUGUACCCGGGCCAGGUGGUGCGAGACCUGCAGGUUGACGUGUUCAUCAAAGAAGCGAGGAACAUCACGGUGUUGCGGAUCCCCGAGCUGCAGUCCGGCAACGAGAUAGAUCCAGAGGAGGACAAGAAAGCGAACCCGCUGGCGACGGUGGAGCGGCCCUCGCCCGCGGAGGCGCACGUGCGCUUCGCCCCCAGCGCGGGGCAGCAGCUCGCCCUUGGGCAGGAGGGCGGCGGGGGACUGCGGGGGCAGCUCGUGGUGCGCUACGACGUGCAGCGGGAGCCGCAGGCCGGCGAGGUGCUGGUUAACGACGGCUACUUCGUGCACUUCUUCGCCCCCGCCGAGCUGCCGCCGCUGCGCAAGCACGCGGUGUUCGUGCUGGACGUGAGCGGCUCCAUGGAGGGACGCAAGAUCGACCAGCUGAAGGAGGCCAUGUCGGCCAUCUUGGACGAGCUGCGCGAGGGCGACUUCUUCAACCUGGUGGAGUUCUCGUACUCGGUGACGGUGUGGAACCUGGACUCGGCGGCCGCCAGCUCCGUGUUCUCGCCGCUGAGCGCGUACGCCUACGACGACGAGCCGCGGCACCCGACCGCGCGCACGCCGGCAUUCCCCGCCACGCCCGAGUACGUGCGCAAGGCCAAGGACAUCGUGGCCAAGAUGCGCGCCGGCGGAGGCACCAACAUCCACGACACGCUGAAGACCGCGAUCGCCGUGGCGCGCGAGGGCCUGGCCAACGUGACGGUCGCCGGCGACCCCCCGGAGCCCAUCAUCGUGUUCCUGACGGACGGUGAGCCGACGGUGGGCGAGGUGCGGCCCGCCAAGAUCCUGUCGACCGUGGGCGAGCUCAACGACGGGCCGCGCGCCGCCAUCUUCAGCCUGGCCUUCGGCGACGACGCCGACGUGGGCUUCCUGAAGAAGCUGUCGCUGCGCAACUCCGGGUUCGCGAGGAAGAUCUACGAGGCGGCGGACGCGGCGCUGCAGCUGAGGGACUUCUACCGCCAGGUGGCGUCCCCGCUGCUGGCCAACGUGACCUUCACGUACCCUCCGGGGCAGGUGGAGGAGGGCUCGCUGACGAGACGCCGGUUCCACACGUUGUUCUCGGGCGCGGAGCUGGUGGUAGCGGGCCGGCGCGGGAGCGGGGACCCGGGGCUGGCCGCCGAGGUCAGCGGGCUGUCCCUGGACGGGCCCUCGCUGUUCCCUGCGGGCGGGACGCGCCCCGCGGGCACCGCCCCCCUGGAGCGCCUCUGGGCGCACCUCACCGUGCGACAGCUGCUGGAGGACAGUGACGCGCUGGGCGGCGACCCCGACAACACCACGGAGAAGGGCGAGGCGGCGAGGCGCAGGGCGUUGCAGCUGGCGCUCAAGUACUCUUUCGUGACACCACUGACAUCACUGGUCAUUGUGAAACCCAACGAAACGAAGUCUGUGGACUCUGAAGCCAUACAUCCAGCUAAUGAUGGGGGACACUACGCUUUACCACUGCACGGAGGUAAUUUGUUUGCAAAUCGUAGCCCGUUCGACCGUCUGGACUCGCCGGCGUAUCCGUCCUACCUCACCCCGCCCCAGCCAAUGGGCAGGCCCGACGGCGCUCCGGUCAUGUUCAGCGAUCAGUUCCACCUCGAUGAGGCCGAGGACGCGCUGGACGGGGGAGGGGCGGACUUCCUGGUGACCUUGGACGACCUGGCUUGGCUUCACGACGCCACCAACGGCACGGACACCAUCCUGCUGCCCGUCGGAGCCAACGGCACGGAGGAGGUGUUCCGGCUGGCCUUCAACCAGACGGAGCCCAGCCUCGUGGCGUGCUCCACCACCUCGGGCACCACGGGCGUGUGCCGACACAUGGCCCACUGCGUGCUGGACUCCUUCCGCCAGGACGUGCGCGCCUACCUGCGCUACUUCUGCAGCAUAGGCAGGUACGCGGGCGUCUGCUGCCCCGACCACAUCCACCAGGAGCAGGACACAACGACAGAGGCCGACGAGGUCACGACCCUCGCGCCAGAGCAAGACGCCACCCACAGUUCCUAGCUCGCGACCGGCCCCUCCUGCGAGACAGCUCGAGAAGAACUCUCUACCUCUCGGCCACACUCCCGGGAUGCAGAAUAAGGUCGUGAGCGAGCGAAUAAUUUUAUUCAGCGUAACAUAAUCAUAUUCCUUGUGUAUUUUUUAUACAUGAAGUUAUUAAUAUAUUUCCUACUUAAAGAGUAUUUUGUGUUGGAGAACAGAGGACAAUGAUAUUUGCGAUGUUGCUUAUAAUAAUUGCGGGGUUUCGAUCCAGUAUGGAUCGUUAAACAACACAGUGGUUAAUUAAACAUCAGAUUCUCAUCAAAAAUAUAAGGCAACCUUGUACAGUUUAUAAAACCAUGUUACUAAAGUGAAUGACACUAUGGGUUUUUUUUUUAUGUUUUAAAAAUACACAACUAUAAAUUUUUACCCAGUAUGUUGUGUUGAGAGAAGACUGACUUAUGUUGAUGUGUUUUGUUUUGAAAGGUAACAUGAAACCAGACAAAAAGUUUGAAAAAUUCUACAUUAAAUUUUGUACCUUGAAUUAGCUUUUGAGACAUCAUAUUUUAUCUAACUCUUGUGUUAGAGUUUAUACACAAUUGUCAAAAAAAAUUAAUGUUAGAGAUAGAAAAAAAGUUGUGAAUAGGUUAUAUUACAAUAUGAAGAGUUAACAUCACAGUAUGAAGUAUUUUGUUGCAUUUCAAUUUACAAAAUUUUGUACCUUCUUUUAGGGUACAUGGACAUAUCUCUAUUAUAUAUAUAUUUGUAUAUUUUGACCAUUAUUUAAAUAAGUGGUUUUGUACAUAGUAAUUUCUAUUACCUAAUUGCAAGUUUAUAAGCUUUGUAUACUCAAAAAAAUAAACAAGUCAAAAA